Cyclocybe aegerita is the source of this 1602-nucleotide messenger RNA. The record is from the annotation of a GenBank genome assembly. Lineage: Eukaryota; Fungi; Basidiomycota; Agaricomycetes; Agaricales; Hemipholiotaceae.
AUGCUUGAUAUUCCCAAUAUAACACCGAAGGCAGCAGGAGAGGCUUCGUCGCACAGCGUCAACCCCGAGACCCCCAGGACCAGCAUAUCUGCAUCACGGUCAAAUGCUUGUCGUGAAGCUUCGAAUCAUUGCCUCUUGAACGACGAUGCCGACGACGAACUCCCUUCUUCACCUGCCACCUCGGACUUGGUCUCGGAUUUAGACGCCCGUUCGUUCGUGAUGGUAGCUCGGGGUUCGAGGAGAGACUUUAGUCAGCUAUCAAGAACGCUGAAGGAGAGGAUUAGGGUGCUGAAGCAUCUGCAGGAGUUCUACAAGCUCAAGGCUACGUAUGAAGAAAGCUUUGCUCGGAACAUGAACAAACUGGCAAAUGUACGGUUCGGGCAUACGGAAUCGGGACAAUUGGGUGUCUGUCUGGAUACCCUCCUGCAAGAAACCUCGACGCAAGCGCAAAGCCAUAGGCAACUGGGGAGGAAGAUUCGAUAUGAGCUAUUACCCGAAGUUGGCUCGAUGAUUCAGAGAUGUCAGACUCUGCUUGACGAAGAGGUCAUCCCAGCCGAGGUCGACGCCGACAGCGGAGAAGCUUGGAAUUCCCUCAAUGCGGACGAUGAUCAAUGGGAUGACCUUAACCAGGAAAUGGCAGAGAUGGAGUACAAACGCGGUGACUUCCUCAAGGACACCCUAUGGCAGUAUGCCAACCUGCUAUCUACCGGUUGUGUUUCUGUCGAUAAGUCCUGCGAGAGGAUACGAGUAGCACUUGAACAGUUCGAACCGAUCAAGGAAACCGACUUGAAACCUAGCGAGGAGAAAAAUGUCGACAUAAAAGCUCCGAGUUCAUUCAUCGACACUUCUCGUCCUAUGCCUGAGCAGACCUCUUCAAAUGCAACAUCUCCGACAGCAGAUGGGACGGAGCACCCCGAUGGGAAGAGACCUUUGCUGUGCUCAUGCUGUCUUCCUCCAAUGCCGGUCCCUGGAGACUUUACUCCGACCAUCGUUCCUCCACCUCGCGCCGUGCCUAUUCCGCCUCCAAGCCAGAUGUUCUACGUGAAGGCCCUAUAUGACUACGUCCCAACCAAUGAUGUAGAGCUCAGCUUCAAAGCAGGCGACGUUAUUUCUGUCACCGCGACGACUGAAGAUGGGUGGUGGGCGGGCGAGCACAUUGACAAAUCCAAGCGGGUGAUCGGGAAGUUCCUCUUCCCCUGCAAUUUCGUCUACAGGAUUCCAGGCCUUAUGGAUGUUGUCCUGACGUCAACCAACCCAACGGCGUCGACGUCAUCCACCGUCAGCGCCGUUAGCGCCGAGUCUAGGGAUAGUUCGACUCUCACCCAGUGGCCUUUGUGCCCACGUCCCACAGCGGCCCAAGAAUUAAAUGGCUCGAAACCAUCACGUCUCCUUCCGCAGGAGCGGAGCCGCGUAAAAUUCUUUGUGAAGACCGAUUUCCCAUUUAUGGGCGUCGACCCACUCGACCUCUCCUUUGAUGCCGGAGACAUCAUCGCCGUCACUGCGACUCCAGAUGACGGGUGGUGGCAUGGCGAACCGGUGAAUGAGAGCAAGCGGGUAGCUGGGAAGUAUGUCUUCCCGAGCAACUUUGUGCACAGGCUGUAG